This is a messenger RNA of Opisthorchis viverrini, 288 nucleotides long. RefSeq lists its product as hypothetical. The transcript has a single exon. The coding region runs from base 1 to 288 and encodes 95 amino acids. The record is from RefSeq and is a predicted model, not a curated record. Lineage: Eukaryota; Metazoa; Platyhelminthes; Trematoda; Opisthorchiida; Opisthorchiidae.
AUGGCGGAUCUGUCUAGUGAUGCACAAAGUAAACGGCCGACCCUGACGGCAAGCAGACGCCCUCCUGAUUUCCCCUUAGUGGCUGACUUUGAAAACAUAUUAUUGCAACGAAACAUCGAUGUUCAGAGACUGUUAUCCAGAGAAAUAAGUUUGCGAAACGAGCUUGGCCAACAAAAGGCUCAUAAACGUUUGGAAGAGGGUUUUUCACGUCAGACUUUAGGCACGAUGGACAGAGUUAAGGCCAUAUCGAUUUUUGCGUACCAGCCGGAUGUGAAACAGCAGCCGUGA